GUACAGAAAGUCUUGUGAAAUCGGAUACGUGCAUGUUAUGACACAGAGAUGUUGGAGAAUUGUUAUAUUUUGGCUUGUGUAAUGUAACCACACUCUCCUUUUAUUACCAAUCAUUUAGGCGUUAAAACAGACGUUGUUUACAGCAGAUGCUAAAGAAAUGAUUAUAGCUUUUAACACUUGUUAAGUGGCAGAAACAUCGAGGGUCGUUCACGUUAUGAAUGUAAAUCAGUGCCCAGAGCGAUCUUUGCACCGGCUCUUGUUAAGCCAUAGUGUAAAGGUUCCCACCCAGUCAACGCCGCGGUUGGGCCGACAUGGCACGCUACCAACCGCUGCGGCUGCUAGCCGGCUUCCGUCGCGCGACGAACGUCUGCGGUGAAAUCUCCGGCAUUUGGUGUGGUAUUCGACACUAAUAAGCCUCAGCUGUUGUGCUGCAGUGCAUCUUAACAUCUGCUCACCAUCGAACUGUCAUAUUUCCACCGUCGGUUGUGUGUGUAUGCUGGAUUAGUGGCGUAAGAACAAUACUCCGCCGGACAGCACAACAAUGGCCCACGAUUCGGCUGGUAACCGCAAAUUCGCCAUCGUCCUGUCGGUGUUCCAAGUGAUUUUUAUCAUUCUGUUCGGGAUUUUUGGGAGAUAUCACGAUGAUGCGCUGCCGCGCUCGGGUCUGUCACACCAGACCACCACGCUGUCGCCGCAGGAACAUCGUGGCAGGCGAUCGGCGGACGGUGACAGUGAAGCGUACACGUGGCCCAAAUAUGCCAUCCAGGAUUAUUAUCCCAUGUUUCAGGAUGUCCAUGUAAUGAUGUUUAUCGGUUUUGGAUACCUGAUGACGUUUCUCCGAAAAUAUGGAUAUUCGAGUCUCGGCAUCAAUUUCCUCUUGGCCGCUUUCGUCAUUCAGUGGGCCACCCUGAUGCGGGGGUUUCUCCACAUGGAGGGAAUGAGCUUUAAAAUCGACUUGACCACACUUCUGACAUCGGAUUUCACGGUGGCUGCCAUUCUCAUUACGUUCGGCGCUGUACUGGGCAAACUUAGUCCACUUCAGUAUUUGAUUAUGGCCUUGAUUGAAGUUGCCGUAUCACUGGGGAAUGAAUACAUCUGUGUACAUUAUCUCAAGACAAGAGACAUUGGUGGCUCGAUUUUCGUGCAUAUUUUUGGCGCAUAUUUCGGCUUGGCUGUGUCUCGAAUGUUGUACCGCUGGGAAUACAGCGUAACCGAUUUCAAUACACUGAAGUUCACCACGAAAACAACUGACUUGUUUUCCAUGAUCGGUACUAUUUUCCUUUGGAUGUACUGGCCUAGCUUUAACAGUGCCGUGGCUGAAAAAGAAUUUCAACAACGCGCGGUUAUCAAUACAUAUUUUGCCAUGGCGUCGUGCUGUGUGGUUACAUUCAUCUGCUCACAUCUGUUUCAUCACAACAAGUUCAGCAUGGAACUGGUUCAGAAUGCCACUCUCGCCGGCGGUGUGGCACUUGGCGCAACAGCUGAUAUGAUUGUCCAGCCGUAUGGUGCACUGAUCAUCGGAGCCGGUGCCGGCAUCCUGUCAUGUGUUGGUUUCCAUUACAUAAAUCCAAUUCUGGAAAAUAAAUUAAAAGUGCAUGACACAUGUGGUGUCAACAAUCUCCAUGGAAUGCCUGGUAUUCUUGCCGCUUUGAUUAGCGGUGUUGUAUUCGCUACUGCCACGCCAGCAUUAUACGGAGAUAGUUUCUACGACAUCUACGGAAAGCAAAUGGAUACGAAUGCAAUUCAAAAAACUCCUCUGCUGGAUUCGUCUGGAAAGUUCGUACCAGAAAGGACACCCAUGCAACAGGCCGGAUUGCAGAUGGCAGCAUUAGGCGCCACGCUCGGCAUGGCUAUCGUUAGUGGAAUUAUCACCGGAUUGAUCAUCCGAAUGAAGAUCUGGGAUCCGCUUCCGGGACCGGCACUGUUUGAUGACGCUGCCAACUUUGCUUUACCGGACCCGGUGCCGUGGGAACAGGAAAGCGAUAUUCGUCAUCGUUUGCGUACUAUCGGCCGUGACGAUGAGAUUGCCGCAGCCAUACCCCUCACGAAGGGUUUCCCCAAUCCACGCGAUGAGAGGGUCUAAAUGAUACGAUUAAUACUGCAUUUAUGUGUUUGUGUGCCUUGUUUAUUGGUGUCAGUUUUUGUAAUUUUCUCUUUCUUGAUUCACGCCUCUGAGUCCUGCCUGACGUUUUAGUCUUUAUUGUGUGGUACGGUAUUUUGGAAUGGGUAUUGAGUUAUAAUAUUAGCUGGAUCUAGGAAUUACUUUACUUGAAGAAUUUUAAUGGGUGUUGGUGCUACAGAGUUUGCAGUUACCGUAUUGGUCCGUAUGAAUGUAUAAUUUAAUGUUUAUUACUUAAUCAACUGUUUUAUGGUGCCGCCAUUAUGGACGGCUUUUGCACGAACAACAGCAUAGAGCUCCGAACCUUUAAAGUUUAAACAGCAGGG
Messenger RNA from Paramacrobiotus metropolitanus, 2445 nucleotides. Its product is annotated as ammonium transporter Rh type A-like. Gene Ontology annotation, cellular component: plasma membrane. The transcript is spliced from 10 exons. NCBI's taxonomy places the organism in Eukaryota, Metazoa, Tardigrada, Eutardigrada, Parachela, Macrobiotidae. The record is from RefSeq and is a predicted model, not a curated record. Gene Ontology annotation, molecular function: ammonium channel activity. Bases 542 to 2083 code for a protein of 513 amino acids. Gene Ontology annotation, biological process: ammonium transmembrane transport; ammonium homeostasis.